Messenger RNA from Corylus avellana, 1686 nucleotides. Its product is annotated as protein DETOXIFICATION 18. Gene Ontology annotation, biological process: xenobiotic detoxification by transmembrane export across the plasma membrane. NCBI's taxonomy places the organism in Eukaryota, Viridiplantae, Streptophyta, Magnoliopsida, Fagales, Betulaceae. Gene Ontology annotation, molecular function: xenobiotic transmembrane transporter activity; antiporter activity. Gene Ontology annotation, cellular component: membrane. The record is from RefSeq and is a predicted model, not a curated record.
GAGAGACAAAUUGUAAGGAUAAAAGGUACUAGGAGAACUGGGGUGGAAAAUAGAGAUGUCUCCGAACACAUAUUCCGGCACAGAUCAUGGACCCUUGCUAGAGGCUUGUGAUGAUGAUGAUGAUGAUGAAGAUAUUCAUGGUGGAGAUCAUCAAGAAACAAGUAAUGGAGGGUGGGGGAAGAAAGUGUUGGACGUGGAGGAGGCCAAGAAGCAACUUUUGUUUUCCCUUCCAAUGAUUGUUACCAAUGUUUUCUAUUACUCCAUAACCUUGGUGUCUGUCAUGAUCGCCGGCCACCUUGGCGAGCUUGAGCUCGCCGGCGCAACUCUUGCAAACUCGUGGGCGGUUGUCACCGGCCUCGCCACCAUGAUUGGAUUAAGUGGAGCCCUUGAAACACUUUGUGGGCAAGGAUUUGGAGCAAAAUUAUACAGAAUGUUGGGAAUUUAUCUACAAGCCUCUUGUAUCAUAUCUUUCCUCUUCUCUGCCAUCAUAGCCGUCAUCUGGUUCUAUACAGAACCCAUACUGAUCUUACUUCAUCAAGAUGCUGACAUUGCAAAGACAGCCGCCCUCUAUAUAAAGUUUCUUAUUCCAGGAUUAUUUGCAUAUGGCUUCCUGCAAAACAUGUUGAGGUUUCUUCAGACACAAUCUAUUGUUUGGCCCCUGGUUGUAUUCUCAGGGCUACCAUUGCUUUUUAAUGCUGGUAUUGCAUAUGCUUUAGUACAUUGGACAGCUCUCGGUUUUAAGGGAGCUCCAUUAGCAGCUUCGAUUGCAUUAUGGCUAUCAGCAAUUAGUUUGGCCAUGUAUGUGACUUGUGCAAAGAAAUUUGAGCAAACAUGGGAGGGAUUUUCAUUGGAAUCUUGCCGGUACAUUUUUUCAAACUUGAAACUAGCUCUGCCCUCUGCAGCAAUGGUAUGCUUGGAGUACUGGGCUUUCGAGAUUCUGGUGCUCUUAGCAGGACUGUUGCAAAACUCAGAAACAACUACUUCGCUGGUUGCAAUGUGCGUGAAUACAGAAGCUAUUUCUUUCAUGUUCGCAUAUGGUCUCAGUGCUGCUGCAAGCACAAGGGUGUCAAAUGAAUUGGGAGCAGGCAAUGCCAACCGGGCUAAGAAUGCCAUGUCUGUGAGUGUUAAGCUCUCUCUGCUUCUUGCCUUCACAGUUGUUUUGGCUCUUGCACUUGGUCACAAUAUAUGGGCUAGUUGCUUCAGUAGCAGCUCUGAAAUCAUAAAGGAAUUUGCUUCAAUGACACCUCUUCUUGCAAUUUCAAUAUUCAUUGAUGCAGUGCAAGGUGUCUUGUCAGGGGUGGCCAGGGGAUGUGGUUGGCAGCACUUGGCUGUGUACGUUAACUUGGCAACCUUCUAUGUCAUCGGUGUGCCAAUUGGAUGUGUCCUCGGAUUUAAGUCAAAACUACAAGCUAAGGGUUUGUGGAUAGGCUUAAUCUGUGGCCUCUUCUGCCAAGCCGGCACCCUCUUGUUGAUUACACUCCGCACAAAAUGGGAUAAACUGGAUCUUCUCGAGAAAGGUAAUAAAGAAAACCCUGUCUCAGUCUAGCUCAAAGCCAAGCAGAAAAGCAAUGAUCAACACAGCCUGCAGCUCGGGUGAAGUAAAUGACCAGUGACACAUUUUGGCAACAGCAGCAUAUAAAAACACUCACAUUUUAUGAUGAUACACAUGCAAAUCUUAAGUCUUCA